Molecule: messenger RNA, 900 nt
Organism: [Torrubiella] hemipterigena
Lineage: Eukaryota; Fungi; Ascomycota; Sordariomycetes; Hypocreales; Clavicipitaceae
Source: the annotation of a GenBank genome assembly
AUGACCGCAUCCGCCUCUACCAAACAAAAUAACGUCUUCCUCAUCUGGGGUGGAGAUGGCUGGGUUGCCGCCCACCUGAAGGCGCUACUAGAGAGUCAAGGAAAGGAAGUGUACACUACUACAGUGCGCAUGCAAAACAGAGAAGCUGUAAUUGCUGAACUGGAUAGAGUGAACCCUACACAUGUCCUGAAUGCGGCGGGUUCAACAGGCCGACCCAAUGUCGAUUGGUGUGAAGACCACAAGGAAGAGACACUGCGUAACAAUGUCAUUGGAACGCUCAACUUGACCGAUGUAUGCUUCCUCAAGGGCAUCCACAUUACUGUGUUUGCUACGGGCUGCAUCUACAGCUACGACAAAGAGCAUCCCAUUGGCGGUGCUGGUUUCCGCGAGACGGACAAGGCCAACUUUGCCGGAUCCUUUUACUCAGAGACAAAGGCCCACAUUGAAGAGGUCAUGAAAUACUACACAAACUGCUUAAUUCUGCGUCUCCGCAUGCCCGUCAGCGACGACCUGCACCCGCGCAACUUUGUCACCAAGAUUGCCAAGUACGAAUACGUGGUCGAUAUCCCCAACUCCAACAGCAUUCUGCACGAUCUGCUCCCGGCGUCUGUCAUCCUUGCAGAGAACAACGAGACGGGCGUCUACAACUUUACAAAUCCGGGUGCUAUCUCACACAACGAGGUGCUGGCUUUGUUCAAGGAGUACGUCCGCCCAGAUUUUACGUGGAAGAACUUCUCUCUCGAGGAACAAGCCAAGGUUCUCAAGGCGGGACGCAGCAAUUGCAUGCUGGAUACGGAGAAGCUAGAGAAUAAGAUGAAGGAGUAUGGGUACCAGCUGCCCGAGGUGCAUGAGGCGUACCGCGGGUGUUUCCAGCGCAUGGCCGCCGCUGGUGUUCAAUAA